ACUUUCCCUAUUUCCCCACCCAUAAUAAGUGUAGCUUCCAACACCCAGUGCAUGACUUAAAACUGCACAGGUGGGUCUGUCAGAGGAGACCUGGGUCCCUGGACAGAGAAGGAUCUGGACCUGUAUGGAGUCCAAGCUCAUCGGAGCUCCAGGUGGGGCAGACGCUGAUGGCGUCCUUAAGCCUGCAUCGGUCCCUCCUGGUGGUCUGGAGCCACUUGUUGAGGUAGCAGAGCCUGCAGGUCUGGAGGAUCAACCUGGAAAGCUCCCAGACACAGGAGAUGGACAGGAGCUGUACUCGUUUGACAGCUCGCCGUCCUCUCCAGACAGCGAGGAUGAGGGCAUUGGCAAGAGAGAGAAGAAAAAGAAGCUAAAGAAAAAGAAGAAGAAGAAAGAUUCCAGCUCAUCCUCCUCAUCUUCAUCAUCAUCGUCGUCCUCCUCCUCCUCCUCUUCUUCCUCCUCUUCUUCCAGCAGCUCAUCAGACAGUGACAGUGAGGCUCUCAGGAUUCAGUCAGUUGAAGCCAAAGCCUCCAGAAAAGGAAAUGCAGAUCUGAUGUUUUGA
Molecule: messenger RNA, 559 nt
Organism: Solea senegalensis (Senegalese sole)
Lineage: Eukaryota; Metazoa; Chordata; Actinopteri; Pleuronectiformes; Soleidae
Product: osteocalcin 2-like
Exons: 5
Coding region: 125-559 (144 amino acids)
Source: RefSeq, a predicted model, not a curated record